This is a messenger RNA of Priapulus caudatus, 958 nucleotides long. Its product is annotated as probable palmitoyltransferase ZDHHC24. Bases 76 to 930 code for a protein of 284 amino acids. Gene Ontology annotation, molecular function: protein-cysteine S-palmitoyltransferase activity. Gene Ontology annotation, biological process: protein targeting to membrane; peptidyl-L-cysteine S-palmitoylation. The record is from RefSeq and is a predicted model, not a curated record. The transcript is spliced from 3 exons. Lineage: Eukaryota; Metazoa; Priapulida; Priapulimorpha; Priapulimorphida; Priapulidae. Gene Ontology annotation, cellular component: endoplasmic reticulum; Golgi apparatus.
UCUGCCAUUAGAUCUCCGCUGCGGAACCAACGCUCGUCCGUUUUUCCGGCAAACUCAGCCUCUCCUCACGUCACCAUGGCAACUGGUCACAUCUUCCCACGACGCAGGUACGAUCAGGUGUCCUUCAUCUUCAUGCUGAUCGGAAUUCCGUUCGGGAUUGGAUUCGAGGUCAUCGUUGUGCUGCCCGUCUAUCACUCGUCGAUGACGUCACCAAUCGUCGGACUUCACGUGGCAUUGACUCUGUUCAUCACGGCGAACGUAGCAGCGAACAUGUACUGGGUGAUAACGACGGAUGCAUCGGGACGCAGCCUCGGUCUGCCGUCCGUACUGAAGUCUGGAUGGAAGUACUGUCACGAAUGCCAGCUUAACUCUCCGCCGCGCUCCUACCACUGCGCGCACUGCGGAGAGUGCGUGCUGCGGAGAGACCAUCACUGCGUCUUCACGGGAUGCUGCGUUGGCUUCAGAAACCACCGCUACUACCUCGUAGCCGUCAUGUACCUGUGGAUCGGCGCCAUCUACGGAGUAACCUACUCAUGGAGCUACAUCUGGCAGGAGGUAGGUGGCGCCACGGUCGCCAACGUGCUGUCGCUCGUCGCUCCGCACAUCGCCGUCGUCGUCGGCCACCUCGACCUGUACACGUUCACACUGAUGUCGCUACAGGCGAUGGCCUGCGUUCUCGUCUUCCUCACCACCUACCUGUUCUUCUACCAGGUGGCGCUCGUGCGCAGCGGACAGACGGCGUACGAACGUCGGCACGGCGUGACGAUGUACGAGGGAACGUCGGCAGCGGACAACGUGCGGCAGUUACUCGGGGAGCGCUGGUAUCUGACGUGGGUAUGGCCGAGCGUCCGUUCGAGACUGCCGGGGGAUGGUAUGCAGUUCCGCACGAAGCCCCUUAUAGAUGAACUAGAAGACUGGAAGAACCUCUGAGCGUGCGAGCGGGAAGGCAAGGAGAACC